AUGACUCGAAGUUUUGCUUCGAUGCUUGACUAUGCAAAUCAUCUCUCCUUAACAUUUCUCAGCACUUUGUGCAGGUGUCUGAACCGAGCUUGUAUCAUAAUAGAUCCCGAUAGGGAUGUAAAUCUUGAUGGGUCAGCUUCAAAUCCAUGGCGGCUAUGCACAGUUGAUCAGGUAGAGUCACUGAAAGCUCUGCUUAGAGUCAUCCCCAUUUGGACUACAGGCAUCAUGAUGCAUAUCAACUUGAACCAAAACUCAUUUGCCACGCUCCAAGCAAACACCAUGGACAGGAACAUCUUGAAUUUUGAACUUCCAGCAGGAUCCCUCAAUGUGUUUCUGGUUCUCACUCUCACAAUCUGGCUAACCUUUUAUGACCGAAUUCAGUUGCCAUUGUUAGCAAGAUUCACCGGCAGGCCACGUGGCGGGCUUAGUCCUAAAGCGAGGACAGGAAUUGGUUUGCUAGUGCCAGUUGCAGCAAGGGCAAUGACAGCAGUAGUAGAAACCAUAAGAAGGAAAACUGCUAUUGAGGAAUGA
This is a messenger RNA of Populus euphratica (Euphrates poplar), 531 nucleotides long. Its product is annotated as protein NRT1/ PTR FAMILY 1.1-like. NCBI's taxonomy places the organism in Eukaryota, Viridiplantae, Streptophyta, Magnoliopsida, Malpighiales, Salicaceae. The record is from RefSeq and is a predicted model, not a curated record. The transcript has a single exon. The coding region runs from base 1 to 531 and encodes 176 amino acids. Gene Ontology annotation, molecular function: transmembrane transporter activity. Gene Ontology annotation, biological process: transmembrane transport. Gene Ontology annotation, cellular component: membrane.